This is a messenger RNA of Boleophthalmus pectinirostris (great blue-spotted mudskipper), 6165 nucleotides long. RefSeq names its product fer-1 like family member 4 (gene fer1l4). The transcript has 48 exons. Gene Ontology annotation, cellular component: membrane. The record is from RefSeq and is a predicted model, not a curated record. Gene Ontology annotation, biological process: plasma membrane organization. The coding region runs from base 1 to 6081 and encodes 2026 amino acids. NCBI's taxonomy places the organism in Eukaryota, Metazoa, Chordata, Actinopteri, Gobiiformes, Gobiidae.
AUGUCGAUCAGUGUGACUCUUACGAAGGUGUGGAAUUUACCUGGUCGCAGUGACAGGAAGGUCACACUCAAAUUCAGAGGUUUCAGUCACAAAACGAGGAUUCUUCAGAGCGAGGAAACAGCCGUCUUCAAUGAGUAUUUUCGCUGGCCUCACUACGUUAACUUGGGCAAAGAUGAAGUACUAUCUGUCUGUGUCUACAACUGCAGCAGAAUCUUCUCCAACAGACUCCUGGGUCAGUUGGAGAUCAGUCUGCAGCAUGUGUUAACAUCAGGGCGGUUAAUUCUCAGAGAACCUCUCACUGACGCCAACUACAGUCUCACAAAUAUUUACAUUGAGUUGGACAUCAGGUACCACCCGGUUCAAGGAUCUGCAGGAAAUUGGGAUGGUCAAGACUUCAUCCGACUAGAAGACAAAGACCAUUCACUUGUGAUCAGAAAUGACGCUUUUGAUGAUAUUGAGAGUCAGCUGUCAGGGAUCCGUCCCAUCCAAUUAGAGCGCGAAGUUCGGCGCUUAGGGAGGGAGUUAGUGACAAGUGGUGAAGAUGAUUAUGACAGCGAUGAAGACUGGGACGAAGACUACACUGAGUUGGAAGCGGUCACGUCCACACAACUGUUCAGUCGUUGCAGAGCUCUGUCCAAGAGAGAAGCAGCAGCCACUCCCAAAGUCCAGAGUUUUCAGAUAAGUGUGAAUGUUCUGGAGGCUCAGAAGCUGGCUGGAGUCAAUAUAAAUCCAGUCGUGUUUAUCCGAGUCGGGAAUCACAAAAAACACACAGCCACUCAGAAGUCCACCAACUGUCCAUUCUAUAAUGAGAAUUUUGUGUUCGAGCUUCAGGAGGCUCCAGAGAUGCUCUUCGACAAAGUCAUCGAGAUCAAGGUGUUUCACAGAAAAACGCUGCCAUUUCUCUUGGAUCUGAUUGGAUUGUUCAAAAUGGAUAUAAGGACUGUCUUCAACCAACCAGAUCAGCGCUUCUACCAGCAGUGGGCUCCGCUGAGUGACCCCACCGACACACGCUCUGGGGUCAAAGGUUACGUGAGGGCGACGGUUGGUGUCCUGAUGAAGGGGGACAGUCUGGGCACCAGCAUCGAACCGGGGUCCCAUUCCCACGGAUCGCCUGAAAUCGAGAAAAACCUGAUGCUUCCUCGGGGCAUGUCUAAAGAGCGGCCCUGGGCCCGGUUCAGGGUCCGGAUUUACCGAGCCGAGGGCCUCCCCACUAUGGACUCUGGACUCAUGGCCAAGAUGGACGUGUCUGACCGCACGGUCUUCAUCGACCCGUACGUGCAGGUCACCUUCUGUGGGCAGCAGGGUGAGACCUCUGUUGCUGGGGCGAGCAGUUUUCCCGUUUGGAAUGAAGAGAUUUUGUUCAUCGAGCAGUUUCCUCCUUUAGCUCAGCGAAUCAAAAUCCAGAUCCUCGAUGACUCAAAGACCGGAGAUGUCGCUUUGGCAACGCACUUCCUGGACCUGCAGCAGAUCUCAGACCCAACCAGGAAUGGUUUUAAUCCCACAUUUGGUCCAAGUUGGGUGAAUUUGUACGGAUCCCCUCAGAACUCUACUCUGAGAGAUAUACACCAGGCUCUAAAUGAAGGACUUGGAGAGGGCAUUUUUUAUCGAGGCCGGAUCCUGAUCGCUCUAACUGUGGAGGUCUACACUUCUCCUUCAGCUAAUAAUGAGGUCCCAACUGGUGCUGUGGCAAAGGUGAAAGGGGCUCUGGGUAAACUGGGAUUGAGGAAGAAGAGGAGCAGUAAGAAGAAGAACCAGGAGCAAAGCACAGGUUUGUACAGCACUAUAUCUGGAGACAGCACCGAGGACUUUGGGGAGGUUCCUGAAGCUGUAACCGUGGAAACAGAAGAAAUCCACCCACUUCCUGAGGGUUUUCUGGGGGAGAAGCAGGAGUUUGUGUUGUUUGCAUCGCUGUUUGAAAUCACCAUGAUGGACCCAAGUGUGGGCAACAAACCACUCAACUUUGAACUGUCCAUCGGUAAUUUUGGUAAAGCUGUGGAGGUGGUGCGGAGGCGCGCUCAGAGCAGAGAGGAGCUGCAUAGGAGCCGUCAGGAGCUGAGUGAGGAGAGCCAGGGCCUUCUGGAGUCUGAGGAAGAAUUGGACCGAGACCCGGACCCAGAACUGAACCCAGAACCAGAACCUGAGAACCACUCUGUAACUGAGCCAAUGAAGGCAGAGUACACCGAGUAUGACAGGUCUUUCCGGUGCAUCCCUCUCCAGUCACGGCCUAAACCCUGUCUCUGGGUCCUGUCCCGGUUUGAAGACCACAGUCCUCGACUGUAUCAGUCCAGCUGGCUCCACAAGAUCUCUGACCGCCUGGAGCUGGGUCUGGAGCAGGUGGAGAGGCUUCUGAGGAGACCAGGGUCCAACGCCAAGAACAGACUGCAGGAGGUGCUGUUGGAGCUAAUCGCAUCCUGCAAACAUUUCAGUGUUUUUUCAGACAGACGCUCUCAGUUCAGACCCAACACUUUGGACCGCUGUCGUAAAGACUUCCUCAAGAAGAACCUGGUGAUCUUGGCCCGUCAGGCGGUCAGAACGCGCCGGAAAAUCACCAAACGAAACAUCAAACAGAAACUAACCGACGCCAGGAAGAUACUCAAGAAGCUUCGCCUCCUAGCUCAUGAGCCUCAGAGCACAAUUCCUGAUGUGUUGCUAUGGUUACGCUGUGGUAGAAAACGAUUGGCUUACGUCCGGAUCCCCGCCUACUCCAUCCUCUUCUCAGUGGUGGAGGAGCAGAAGGGGCGGGACUGUGGCCAUGUGUCCACUUUUUACAUGAGGUCGCCGGGCUCUGCUCCUGGGGAGGUGUUUGUGAAACUGGAGCUCUACCUGUGGCUGGGACAGAGUAAAUACAGUAAAGAUGCUGUGGGCUCCUUACCUGAGGACUUCACACCCAUGCGUUUACCUGAGGAGGGGGUGGGGCCUCCCACCAAACAACUUCCUCUUAGCCUAGCCUGUCAAGACAGUCGGUAUUUCCAGCUCCGGUGUCACCUGUACCAGGGCAGGAGCCUGUUAGCUGCAGAUGAUAAUGGGCUCUCGGAUCCAUUUGCCAAAGUGCUGUUCUCCACCCAGUGUCAGGUCACCAAGGUGCUGCAGGACACGUUGUCUCCGGCCUGGACCCAGUGUUUACUCUUUGACAGAGUUUUAUUGGAGGGAUCCAGAGAAGAACUGGAGCUAGACCCACCCCUUGUCAUCAUCAACAUUUACGACCAGGACGCCAUGGGCACUCCGCGGUCUCUGGGUCGGGCCUAUGCAGAGCCGCAGAUCAAACGUGUGGAGGAGCUGUACUCUAAACCUCAGCUGAAGUUUUACGACAUUUCUCUGGGAAAAGUUUCGGCCGGAGAACUGCUUGCUGCGUUUGAACUCAUCGAGUUUGAUUACUCUGCACCGGGGGAGCCCCGUCUCCCUCGAAGUCUGGACCCUCAGGAGUUGGAGGAGGCCGAGGACCGCACCUUCCUGAUCCCAGAAGGAGUGAGACCUGUGCUCAAAACGUUUAGGAUUGAGGUCUUGUUCUGGGGCCUUCGGGACCUGAAGAGGGUGCAGCUUUUUGAAAUAGAGCGCCCCCUGGUGAGAGUGGAGUGUUCAGGAAAAACGCUUGAGUCAGAGGAGAUCGAAGAUUACAAGAGCCAGUCAAACUUCAAGGAUGUGGUGCGAUACCUGGAUGUGGAGCUUCCAGAGCAGGUCUACCUGCACCCGCCCCUGACCCUGUUCGUGGUGGAGCGGAGGGCGUUUGGGAGGUUGGUCUUGGUGGGGUCCCAUGUGGUCCACAGCCUGAUGUCCUAUGGCCCAAAGGAGCUGGGGGCGGAGUCAGACCAAGAGGAGGAGGGGCCUAUACAAAAAGUUGUGCAGAAGGAGGUGAAGGUGGCUCCUGUGGACACUGUGGGAAACUUGGGACUGAGCUCUCUCAACCUCAAACAGAGCAAGAUCCCAAUCAAGAACCCUCUGAAGGUGGUGUCCAGCAGACUUCUAAAGGAGGAAGAGUUGGAAGAGGAGCCAGUGGAGCCAGAGGAGCUCGACUGGUGGUCCAAAUACUACACCUCAUUACAAGAAAGGGACAGAGAGGCUGAAUCUCAGAGAGAACUGGAGGAACAAGCAGAGACAGAUGGGGUCAAUUUGACCAUGGCUAACAUUGAAGACGAGGAGGAGGAGAUGGUGGUGGUAGAAACAGAACCUCCAAAGAGAAAGAACAUUGCCACUCUCACGUUGUACAGUGGUGAGUUAGAGGCUCAGUUCCAUCAGUUCCAGGACUGGCUGCAGAUUCUGCCCCUGCUUAAAGGCCGAGCUCUCGGGGACUCUCUGGAGGAGGAGCCAGUGGAACGCAUCAUGGGGAAGUUCAAGGGCUCGUUCCUGGUGUACCCGAUCGACCCGGAGGCAGACAGCCCAGUGCAGAUUACAGAAGGCAUCCCCAAAAACUCCCCCAUCAAAGUCCUGGUCCGAGUUUACAUCAUUAAGGCCUCCAGUCUCUCACCCACUGACCCGAAUGGAAAAGCAGACCCCUACCUCCUGCUCCAGGUUGGGACCCAGAGUCAGGACACAAAGGACCGUUACAUCCCCAAACAACUCAACCCCGUCUUUGGAGAGGUUUUUGAGUUUACGGCCUCAUUUCCAUUGGAGACUGAGCUCCUGGUGAAAAUUCUGGACCAUGAUAUGGUUGGCGCGGAUGAUGUCAUCGGUGAAACUCACGUGGAUCUGGAAAACCGCUUUUACAGCCGUCACCGGGCAAGCUGUGGACUGCCCCUGUACUAUGACACAGAAGGGUACAACAUGUGGCGGGAUGCAAAGAAACCCACCACCAUUUUAACUGAGCUCUGUCAGAAAUACAACAUACCAGACCCAGAGUUCAGGGCCAACGAAGUCAAAGUCCUCAACAAGAUCUUCAAAAUACCCCCAGACGCCAUCCCCGAGGCCCUCGUGAAGCAGAACCAGCUUUCGGAGGUCCAGAGGGCAGAGCUGGAGGAGCACAUGGCCCUGGACGUGCUCCAUCACUGGGCCCAGAUGAGCGAGUUCAUCCCUGGAGCGGUCCCCCUGGUCCCGGAGCACGUCGAAAUAAGACCUCUAGUGAACUCCGAUAAACCAGGAUUACCCCAGGGGUUCCUUCACAUGUGGGUCGACAUGUUUCCCACAGACGUCCCAGCUCCGCCCCCAGUCAACAUCAAGCCCCGCCUCCCAGUGCAAUACGAGCUGCGUGUGAUCAUCUGGAAUACAGACGAUGUGUUUUUGGACGAUGUAAACCCUUUCACCGGAGAACCCUCAUCUGACAUUUACGUCAAAGGGUGGAUUAAAGGUCUGGAGGGAGAGAAGCAGGAGACAGACGUCCAUUUUAACUCUUUGACCGGAGAGGGCAACUUCAACUGGAGAUUUGUGUUUCGCUUCGACUACCUGCCCACCGAGAAAGAAGUGGUGUAUAAGAAAAAGGAGUCCAUUUUCUCUUUGGAGGCGUCGGAGUUUCGUCAGCCGGCUGUGCUCACGCUGCAGGUCUGGGACUAUGACCGCAUCCUCCCCAAUGAUUUCCUCGGUUCCAUUGAGUUGCCUCUCUACGACAUGGUGCGUCCGGCCCGAUCCACAUCCAAUUGUUCUGUGAAAAUGACGAAGGACCGAGCGUCGCCGCGGGUUUCCAUCUUCAGGAGCAGAAAGCUGAAGGGCUGGUGGCCUCUGACGCGACUCAAAACUGCAGAGGACUUUGAGAGAGAAGAGAAAGAGCGAGCGUCCAAGAAGAAAAAGGAGAACAAGAAAGACAGACGCAGCAAAAUCAAAGCUGAGGACCUCCAGUUUAUCGACGCCAAUGGAGCCACACAUAUACUGAUGGGCAAAGUGGAGGCAGAGCUGCAGCUGGUGACCCUGGAAGCAGCUGAAGCCAAUCCGGUCGGAAAAGCCCGGAAAGAACCAGAACCUCUGGACAAACCAAACCGUCCCACCACCAGUUUUUCAUGGUUCUUGAAUCCAAUGAAAACUUUCGUGUUCCUGAUUUGGAAAAACUAUAAGUGGUACAUCAUUGGUCUUCUCAUCCUGAUCAUCCUCACCCUCUUCCUGGUUUUAACUGUCUACACUCUGCCUCAGAACAUCUCCUCACUCAUUGUUAACGGAUAAACCUCACUACAUUACCCAUAAUCCUUUACUGCUGAAAGUUCGCAUUCCAGUAUUAAGCUCUUCUACCCCAUAUCAACAAGUAUA